Molecule: messenger RNA, 4823 nt
Organism: Gadus morhua (Atlantic cod)
Lineage: Eukaryota; Metazoa; Chordata; Actinopteri; Gadiformes; Gadidae
Gene: lmod1b
Product: leiomodin 1b (smooth muscle)
Exons: 3
Coding region: 364-2421 (685 amino acids)
Biological process (GO): pointed-end actin filament capping; myofibril assembly; actin filament organization
Cellular component (GO): myofibril; cytoskeleton; striated muscle thin filament
Molecular function (GO): tropomyosin binding; actin binding
Source: RefSeq, a predicted model, not a curated record
UAAAUAUGGACAUGCACUUUUACAGGAUUUCUAAGAAUGUCCCAGGCACACAGUCCUUUGAUGAUGUGAGGCUUGUGCAGUCCGCCACUGCUAUCCCGAUCUGGAAGGCAGCCUCCUCCAAGCCCGGCCUCUUUACACAGGGAUUGAUGCCUCUGGUGGCUUCUUGGUCAGCAGGACUGGACGACCGGACAUCCCCAUUGGCCUAUAGGAGCCACAAAUAACAACACCAAAGUUUCGUUUUUUAUUUUUUAACCGAGAUCUACUCAAAAUAACCACCAGAAUCCACAACAACAAUCACUUUUCAACAACUCAGGUUUUUCCUCUCUCUCCUUCGGAGUCCUACCGUCCACUUUCUAAACCACCAUGUCCAGCAGGAAGAUCAGAGGCUUGACCCGCACGGGGCGGCAGGUGAGCGAGGACCCGGACCUGGACAACCUGCUGUCCACCCUCUCCCCCGAGGAGGUGGAGGAGCUGGAGAAGGACAUGAUGAAGGCUCCCGACCCGGCCAGCGAGGCAGGGAAGCUCCUCGCCCAAGGGGAGAACCCGUCUGGCGGGGCCCCUCACUCUAAGGCGGGCGGUCGGACAGAGAAUGAUCCUAAGGGCAGGCUGGGUCCCAGGGAGCCGUCGAUGGAGGGUGAUGCCAAGAAGGAGAGCCGGAAGCAGGAGUGCCUGAGGACGACAGCCCUGAGCCAGGAGGGGAACGAAGACAAGAGGGGAGGACUACAGAGACAGGCCAGCGUCUCGACAGAGCGAGACGCAAAGCUGGACAGCACCAGGAGCAGCCGAGGAGGAGCGUUCGAGGGCUCAAAAGAGGAUUCCCUGGGCCUCUCCAGUAGAUACAGCAGGAGGAGUGAGGUGCGAGGAGACACCAAAGAGACAUGUGAGGACAGCAAAGUUCCAAAAGACAGGAGGGAAGCCCGCGAGAGCACAGGCAGCAAAACCAAAGACAUGAUCUCCAAGUUGCAGGAGAAGAAAGAAAAGGAGAGCCUGGAGAAAGAGAAGAAAGAGGACUCCAGGAGGAAGGAUGACAGCAAAACCAAAGACAUCAUAUCCAAGCUUCGAGAGAAAAGCGAGAGAGAAGGCAGCAAGGAGAAAGAGAGAAAGGAGGAGGUCAGAACCCGGGGACGUGUCUCCAUGUUGCUGGAGAAGCAGACUAAGGCAGAAAGCCAGAUAGAUGAGAAAAACGGUCGGGAAAAGGAUCAAACAAAAUUAAAGCUUGAGCGGCAAAAGACUGAGAAGGCUGAGGUUGACGGUGUUGAAUCGAGCGCCAAAAAGGUAGAGAAAAAGAAAGAGACUGAUGAGGAAGUGAAGCCAAACGAUAAGGCAAAAGAGGAGAAAAAAGUAAACGCACACCAUGACGUAGAGGAGACCCAGUGCAAGGAGGGCCGGGACGAGAGCAAAAACAACAAAGGUUCCAGAGCCAACAAGGCAGAGGAAAGUACGACUCUCAACAACUGUGACGGGAUCAAAAGUCCUAAGAGCAAGGGUGAGGAAGAGGAGGACGAGGACGCUAGCAUGUUCGACGAACAGAUGGAGCAGGUUCGAAACAAUGACCCAUCUCUCCUUGAGCUCAACGUCAAUAACUCAGAGGUCAUCAAGGUCAAAACACUCAUUCAGUUCGCCGAAGCGCUGCACAAGAACACAUGCAUAAAGACAUUCGCCUUGGCCAACUGCCGGGCUGAUGAUCACGUUGCAUACGCUAUCGCUGGCACUCUUCGCCAAAACAACACCAUCACCAGCAUAAACCUUGACUCUAACCUUCUCACCCCCAAGGGCAUAAUGUCCAUCAUCCAGGCUCUGCAGCGCAAUGCCACCCUAACUGAGCUACGCUUCCACAACCAGCGGCACAUUUGUGGCGGCAAGACAGAAAUGGAGAUGACAAAAAUUCUAAAAGACAACACAACCUUGUUGAAGCUGGGCUACCACUUUGAGCUUGCAGGGCCCAGAAUGACCAUGACCAAUAUACUAAGCCGCAACAUGGAUCGGCAGAGACAGAAACGUCUGCAGGAGCAGAAGCUUGCCCAGGCCAAUGGGGAAAAGAAGGGGGGGCUGGAGGUACCUAAGAUUGGUAGUGGCGGUGGGUCUCUCAGAGGCACUCCCAAGGCUUCUCCGAGACCCUCUCCCAUCCCCUCGCCCAUGGCAUCGCCAAAGCUCACUCCCAAGAGAGGUGGAGUAGGAGGAAGCCCUGGUCCACCGCCACCUCCACCUCCACCUCCACCUGGGGGUGGACCUCCGCCUCCCCCUCCACCCAUGCUAGACGUGGACUCCCUUAGGAACUCCCUGACACCAGUUUCACGGAGGAAGAUGGAUGCAAAGAGCCCAGGAGGUGGCAAAAACACAAGAGACCAACUGCUGGCCUCCAUCAGAGGAGGUGGUAAUGUCCAACUGAAAAAGGUUCCAGUGCCAAAGUGGUUGCAAUAAUUCCCAUUGGAAUUGACAGGCCACCAGAAGGGGAUGAUGCUGGUUGACAUCUGGCCACCAGCCUUCAAGAGGAUUCUAAAAAUGAACAUCCUCCAAUGCUGUCGUAACAUUUCUUUAUAUGUAAUUGAACCGUGGGAUACAUGGAGGCAGAGAAAGAAAGUCAAAUGGAUGGUAUGAAAAGAAAAACCCUCACAAUGAUUUCCUCCCCUCUAACACUGGACCAAUACGAUGCUAGGGAGGAUGAGUGAUGCAGGGGUGACUUCAACUGCAGCAAGGGUCAAGAGUUUAUGGUUGCUUUUUUGUUUCUAUUCAUAUUUAUGCUUUACCUCUUAUUUGCACUUGAAUAUAUGAAGCCGAUCAUGUAUUAAAAUAAACAAAUGUGAGCGUGGAGGGAAUAAAUAAUGACACAAGACUUACAAAUAGCUUAAUGAUUCAAUCUAUAAAAGCCAGCUAAUGAUAAACGGAGCAAUAAUUAGAUCUAAAUAUUUAUUUGUGGGAGAAAACUAUUUCAGAAUUUUUACUUGAAAUUCUGCACAAAUGUGGAAUUCUAGAAAGUAGAUCAGGGAAGAGAUAAAUGCAGAGCAGGUUUUUCUAACUAUUUGACAGGUUUAACAAUCUUACAGCGCCAGGGUAACCGUAUUGAUGGAAUGAAACAAGGUUUGUAGUGUGUCUCAAUGCCAAAUCUCAAAAUAUCUCAGGCAAUGUUCAACACAUUGGAUAACUGCCCAGUGGAUUCCUGGUCUAUUAUAACAGCUUGCAGGAUAGAAUUCGAGUUUUUAUCAGGAAGUAGAUUUUUUUUUAGCAUCCAAACUGAUAUCUGUAUUUUUUUAGGCUGGGAGAUUGAAUAUUGUAGAUACUUCUUACAUAAAAUAAUGUGUUUAUCAAAGUCUUAUGUUGACUUAUGUCAUACUUAUAACAGAAUGUGCUUCUCAAACUGAUCUAAUGUUAUAUAAAUGGCGGUGAUGGCAAUGAAUGUACAUUGUAACAAAUGGUUUUAUUUUGUAUUAUCACACAAACAUGCCUUUUAUUAUGACUGCCUGUAUGUCUUCAGUUAAAGACAUAGGUAAAAAUGGAACAAAACAAAUAUGCUAUAUUUUAUAUUAUAUAUUAGUAUCAAUCAAUAGUGUUAACCAAAAGGAAUAAUUUGGUUUGGCUUGGCUUUUGCUGUGGCUUUUUCCCCUCGGUAAUGUUCCAGGCUGGAGGGAAGACACCAUGUCAGCCCGUCAGAUAUACCAGUUGUUUGGAUAAUCAGGGUGAGACGGGGUGAGAAGGAGAGCAGGAUACAACACGCUAGUUUAAGUAUUCAGAGAGACGGAGAGAGAGCGCAAGAGAGCAGGACAGCAGCAGACCAGUUUAUGUAUUCAUCCCCUUGCCUCAGCCUCUGCAUCCACCAAAUGUCUAUAUUUGGUCAUUUCUCCAAGGAGACUUACUCUGUAACCCAUUCCUUUACUGUUUGUAUGUGCCAUGGGGCCAGCGGUCUGUCUCCUCAGUCUGGCCAAUAGUCCAGAUCUUGGCUGAAGGGAAAAUAACAUAAGGAGAUGGCUGGUUAAUAGUUGAUAAACACCAAACAGCAUGCAAUAUUAUUACUUAUAUUGUACCCAGAUUCCUUGCGACAGGAACAUUUAAAGCGCCUCACAAUUUGGCCGUUCACGAAAACAAACUAUCAACCUGCAAUCAGGCUAAUUGUUAUUCAUGUCUAUAAAUAUGGUCGGACAGGUGGGUGAGGGUGAGCAACCAUUUUGUGCCAUCCAUUUUGCUUCACUUGUUGACUGGUGGCCCAUAGGCCUAUUUCUUUUGUAUUUCAAUUCCAAUCUUGGUAAGAUAAUAUUUUUCCCUGGAUUUUCCAUGUUUCCAUCCACGGCUGCAUGAACGAAAACCAUAACACACAUGCGGGUAUCUAAGUAGCUAAGACCGAUUUUAGUCGUCCAUCUAAGGGACACUGUAGUUUCACUAAGGCAGACCUACGGCCACAUCAUUAACAUCAUUUUGUAAUUGAGAGCAACUGUAGACCUAGGCCUACUACUAAUAACGUGUCCAGAAACAAAUUCUCUUUCUGAUUUUGGCAGUGAUGUCACAAAAACAUUAAGAUGUCGCAUCAACCUAGAUUUGUGAUGUCACACCAACCCUUGGCACAUCACAUGACGACGACACCAAUUGUGCUUGAAACAUUGAUACCUAGCGUUUGAAAUGGGUACUGCAGUCCAAAUACACAAUUGAGAGAGGGUUUGCUCCCUCCGCUCCCUUCCCUUCUAGACUCGACUUAGUUAUUGUUAGCAAAUUAUAAACCAAAUCUUGUGGCUUCUGUUGUGUCAUAAAUCUUGUGCUUUAUUUAAUACGUUAAUAUAUAAAUCUCAAUACUUUCCAUUCACCAAAUAAUUCCAAUAAAGUGUAGUCCUCUGUUA